Gymnogyps californianus (California condor) is the source of this 857-nucleotide messenger RNA. RefSeq names its product activated RNA polymerase II transcriptional coactivator p15-like. Lineage: Eukaryota; Metazoa; Chordata; Aves; Accipitriformes; Cathartidae. Gene Ontology annotation, biological process: positive regulation of transcription initiation by RNA polymerase II. The transcript has 4 exons. The record is from RefSeq and is a predicted model, not a curated record. Gene Ontology annotation, molecular function: transcription coactivator activity; DNA binding. Bases 48 to 338 code for a protein of 96 amino acids. Gene Ontology annotation, cellular component: transcription regulator complex; nucleus.
GCUUCCCGGUCGGGUCUCGGUCCCGAGGGCAGAAAAGAAAGAAAGAAAUGUCUUCUAAGUCAGAGAAAAGGCUGAAAACAGAGGCCAAACCUUCAAAGGUGACAGAAAAUCCUCCAGGACAAGGCAGUGAAGAAGAGGGCAUGUUCCAGAUUGGGAAGAUGCGUUAUGUCAGAGUGUCCUGCUUCAAGGGGAAGGUCCUCGUGGACAUCAGGGAGUUCUACGCUGACAAGGAGGGCGGCAUGAAACCGGGGCGGAAAGGGAUUGCCCUGUCUGCAGAACAGUGGAACCAGCUGAAGGAGAUCAUUCCUGAGAUCGAUGCUGCAGUCAAGAAAUUAUAAGAUGAAGAAUCUUGGACACCUUCAAUCUGUUUCCUUUCCCUUAAGUGCACUGACAACUAUAAAGCCAAGGAUUCUCAUCUGGAGCCUUCCCCUCACCUUGCUGGUGUCUCCUCACUGAGGUGGUGGUCAUGCUGAAAAGACCAGAGACUCUUCUAUUUUCAAGAAGUAGCUUGUAACGAGCACCUGGAACUAGAGCCAGGGCUGUGAAGUGAGACUUCAGCACCUCUGGUUUCAAGCAGACUUGGGGUCUGUGCUGGUGAGGGACGUGACCCCAGCCUGGCUUUCCAGGGGUGGAUGACUUCAGUCUACCUUGUGGAGUGCUUUAACUGCUCUACAUCCAUUACUGUCUUCCACUUGGUUGACUGUUGAGUAAGAUGUAUACCUCGUGUUGGCAUCCUCUGUUUCUUCCACAUGUCAUUCUGGCUAUUCCAAGUACUUUCUGUGUUGGUGAGGGUUGUUUGGUGUUUUGGGGUUUGGUGGGUUUUUUUGAGUGAAGAAAGGGUUUAUUAUACGUUAGCA